GAUAAAGUAGGCGAAAAUAUUUUUCUUGUAGCAUGUGUAACCCAAAAAAUCAUUUGUAACUUAUGAAUUUAUACAAUAAAUGGACCACCAAACAGACAUGGGUGCUUAUGGUGAAAAUCCGAAUGUUCAGAACAAUGGAAAUUAUAUAACAAUUAUCCCUGUCGAUUAUUCAAGGCGUGGAUAUCCGAUUCAAGCAGAAUAUCAAUACAACGAAUUCAGGUCACGUGAAGAAUAUUACAGUGUACAAAGUCAAAAGUUACAAGCUGAAGUGAACGCACAUUUAUAUUCGGUGUCACAGAGAUUGCCGCAUUUGUCGUAUAGUCCUUUAGGGCGCCACAGCGACUGGGACAAACAUGACCCCCAUAAACCCCUUCAGACAGACUCCAAAGAGAGUAACAGCUCAGACUCUUUGGAAAAGAGUGUUAUGGGAUCCAACUUGAGCAGUUGUUCCAACCAAACUGGAUCAAGCAGUAUAGCGGCUGGAUCGUUCAGUACCACGGAACCUAUUACCAGCGGUGGUAGCUCCUCUAGCGCCAUAUCACCACCUUUACCAGGCUCAUCAGGUAGUACAGCUUCUUCAUCGACCGUCUCUUCAAAUCCCAUUACCUACGUGUACCUCAUGUCUCGCACUGCUGUCAUGAUGGAAAUGAGCUCAGAGGAGAUGCCGUUGUGUGUCACAGCGGCGCGGUUCCUCAAUGGAGUAUUAGCUACCGAGGAGUUGGGUCUGACGCAGCCUAGCUCUAGAAGUUUAGCGGCUAAUGUUUUCGCAUUGUGGAUGUGCAGUCCUUUGUUAGAAAUUCAAUUGAAGCCACACCACUGCCCGUGGCAGCUGUGGGCAAAUUGGCAGAAGCUACUUCAGAGGUACGGCCACGGAUCAGAAUCGAGACGGGCAAAGGACCAACCAGUGUUGAGGUUACAGCGAAAUGUGUUUUUCCCUAAGCAUUUGGAAGAAGGGAUCAAGGAUUCCAAAAUCCAGGAGUUAUUGUACGAAGAAGCGAGAUAUAAUGUUGUGAUGGGCAGGUACCCGUUGGAAAGCGUUCAAGCGGUCAUGCUGGGCGGACUGCAAGCUAGAAUUCAAUUAGGCCCAUACGAUCCCCAUAGACAUACGGCGAAAUUCUUUAGGGAACACCAAGAUAAAUAUUUACCGAAGCACGCUCGUUCCGGUCGGUGGGCUCAGCUACUACCUGCGGGCCGGAAGGGCAGCCCCGAAGCGAAACUUCUAGAACAAGCACAAAGACCACCGGCAGCGCCGCCCAGAAAACUACGGCAUAAAUAUCUUGCGCAUAUUCGUACACAUUCCGCUUACGGGGCGGCAUUCUUCCAAGGUCAGAUCGAGCAACCAGUCCGCAGUCUAACGAGUCUGCUCGCCCACGAGGAUAUACCAGUCCUUGUGGCCAUCAAUUCCACCGGCGUGUAUGUCAUCGACGAUACUGAAAGUACUGUACUCCUGGGUUUGCUGUAUGAAGAGUUAUCUUGGGACUUCGGGUUACCGUCAGAUGACCAUGAGGACUGCCUGCCCUGUCUUUUUCUUCAGUUCAUGGUCGUGGAAAAUGGCCUACGUGUCUCUAAGAUAUUGCAGGUAUUCUCCAAGCAAGCCACAAUGAUGGAUACUCUAAUAGAGCACUUCGCAGGGGAGUACAGGAAACGGCUUGGCCAAGAAACGCCGAGUGACCACGCUAACUAUGACUACCAUUCUGAUUCCGGGAGUAUAUCGCUACCGCCAUUGUCCAGGCCGGACUCUCCUCAACGCCGACUAGCCAACAAACUGUCGAGGUUAGCGCUGGCAACCCACGACGGUCGAGGCAACCUACUUGGUGGCGCUGGUGACUGGAACACUGACUUGAACCAUCCUCAACCCUCAUGGAUACUCCCCAAACACUAGGUGCAUUUAAAAUUUGCCAUCUCUUGAUAUAAAAAAUAUAGUUCACGACUUAUACCAGAUAGGGUGGCCUGAAACAAUAUCAACUGUCGUGUAUUCCCCAGUUAGUCGUAUUCGGGCAACCUGACGAGUGACCGAUUGUAUAUAGUAAGCCUUACUGAUGUGUUUGUGAAUAAGUAUAUUCAUUAUUUAUUUUUAAUUUAACUAUAAGUAGAUCCUUUCUCCAAUGCCGACUAACCAACAAACUGUCGAGGUUAGCGCUGGC
Molecule: messenger RNA, 2144 nt
Organism: Achroia grisella
Lineage: Eukaryota; Metazoa; Arthropoda; Insecta; Lepidoptera; Pyralidae
Product: FERM domain-containing protein 8-like
Exons: 11
Coding region: 80-1882 (600 amino acids)
Biological process (GO): negative regulation of canonical Wnt signaling pathway
Cellular component (GO): cytoskeleton; plasma membrane
Source: RefSeq, a predicted model, not a curated record